AAUAACGGAUGGCGUGAGUUAGGCAUCUCUCCGAAUGUUCAGGAUGCAUGUUACGCUCCUGAAAAAAAGAUUGAAUAGUGUGACCGUUCAUUUGUUGAAAAAAAAAAAAGAAGAAAAAAAAAAAGAAAAGAAAGAAAAAAAAAGAAAUGAAUGAUGAAUAUUGUGGUCAGAAAGAUGGUAUAUAUAUAUAUGCUAGUUUGAUUUGCCGCUGGUUGCGAUAGAGCAAACACAAAAGAGAUGAUGUGCUGGCGAGGGGACGAGAGGGGAGAUAGGAAGGGAAGGAACCAUUGUGAAGGUUGGCCAGAAAAAUUGGAGGAGAGAGAGUUGACUAGGGAGGGUUUAUCGCUCGAGUUGCUCGAAAGAGAAGAGAAGGGAGAGAGGGUGCGGCCGAUACGAGAGUCCGAAUCGGCGGCGAGGGGGUGGGGGAUUCCCUGACGCCUCUCGGCGGCGUUUGGGCGAGAGAAAGGAGAGCGCGGAGGAGUUUCUUUUCGCUGGAUUCGGUGGAAUCAUGUCGCAGAACAACUGGGAAGUUCAUAAGAUUGACAGGCUGGAUGUGUAUAUUGAUGAUUAUUUCAUGAAGAGGACUUUGCAUGCAUCUGCAAACGCAUUUCAAGCGGAGGCAAAGGUAUCGUCAGAUCCUGUUGCAAUUGAUGCUUCAGGUGGGUUUCUCUUUGAAUGGUGUUUGGUUUUUUGGGAUAUUUUGAUUGCAAGAAGCCAAGAACGAAUGAAAAGCACUCAGAUGUUGCUGCAUCAUACAUACAGUCAAGCAGCUUUCUUUGUUUCAUUUAUGACCAGCCUUCCAACUACUCUUUAUCUUUUCCAUACUCAACUAAUUAAAGUUCAAGAACAUCAGCAACAGAAACAGCAGCAGUAGCAUCUUUAGCAACAGAUUCAAAUGCAACAACUUCUGCUAUAGAGGCAUCAGCAGCAACAGCAACAGCAUCAACAACAACAACAGCAACAUCAGCAGCUGCAUAGAGAAGGAGACCAUCUUUUAAGUGGGCUAGUUGCCAGUGAUCCUUCAAUGCAACAGAACACUGGAACUGCAAAUGCCUUAGCAACAAAGAUGUAUGAGGGGCGAUUGAAGUUGCCCUGAGAAAGGGAUUCUCUGAAUGAGUCAUUUAUCAAGUCUCUUGAACUCUGGGAUAUGUGUAUGAGAGCAAGACCCAUGACUCUUCCAGCUCAUGAAGGACUCAUUGCGGCCUUAGCAGUGUCGAAUGUAGCAUCUGCAAGUCAUGACAAGUUUGUUAAGCUGUGGAAGUGAAUCCUACUUGCGAGGAGCAUACGUCUGGUGCGUAGCUUGGGAGGCUAGCUCUGAUUAUGAUGAUUUGUUGUUGCGGUGUGGCCCAGCUAUGCUAGGCCUGUUUGCCGCUUAGCUACAUCUAAGUCUUUUCAUUGAAAUUGGCGCGGGUGGACCUGGUAGACAUCCAUCAUACUUUUAUUUGUUCAACAGGUCAUGGUUUUGUAUAUUGCCUUUUGUGGAUUAUAUUGAUUUAAUAGCGCUUGUUUUUCGUCAUCAUUUCUUUUUGUUGCUAGCUUUUCAUUAUUUCAUGCUUCAUUGCAUGCUGAAAUGCUUCAGAAUUGAUUACUGGUUUCACAUUGAGAACUUGCCAUUCUUUGCUGGAUCGUGUGGGUGAUUCGCCAUUCUUACUGGAUAUGCGACCUGUUUGAGAGGCAUCUGUUGAUCGUGUCUGGAUCAUGGCUUCUGUUGUUGUUUCGCGAUGAUGCUGAAAUUUAAGCAGUUUUAUUAUUCCUCAAAAUCGUGAUCGAUGAGGCAAAGGAGGGCACCGGGACGGUGGUGCAGUGUUGGGCGACCCUGCUCUGCCUCUGCUGCUGCAGGUAAGCGGAUUAGCCGCGUUGUCGGUCUGGGGCGUUGCACCAAGUUGCGAUCCGGAAGUGUCGGGCCUGUUUGUCGGCCAGAGUGCCGCAAAAACUCUUGGUUGUCGAGGUGCCCAACUUUCAAACCUGUUGUAAUUUGUUGUCAUAAGCUUUUGGGGUUGGUUUGAUUUCAUGGCAUUCACGACCAGCCAGCCUCAUAAAUUGCAUGUCCUGUCCCGCGGAAGCUCGAGGUACGCGAUCUUCAUAUUUCUUGGUGUUGCUUCUACUUUGAUGGAAAAGAAAAUGAAAUGA
Molecule: messenger RNA, 2130 nt
Organism: Elaeis guineensis (African oil palm)
Lineage: Eukaryota; Viridiplantae; Streptophyta; Magnoliopsida; Arecales; Arecaceae
Source: RefSeq, a predicted model, not a curated record